Messenger RNA from Propithecus coquereli (Coquerel's sifaka), 9418 nucleotides. It is a transcript of the gene PRUNE2, whose product is annotated as prune homolog 2 (Drosophila). Gene Ontology annotation, cellular component: cytoplasm. Lineage: Eukaryota; Metazoa; Chordata; Mammalia; Primates; Indriidae. The record is from RefSeq and is a predicted model, not a curated record. Bases 214 to 8400 code for a protein of 2728 amino acids. The transcript has 13 exons. Gene Ontology annotation, biological process: apoptotic process.
CCAAGACGACAGAUCGCUGUGUACUCUGAGAACCUAGAGCUAUGCAGUCAGAUCUGCUGUGAGCUGGAAGAGAGUCAGAACCCUUGCCUAGAACUGGAGCCCUUUGACUGUGGCUGUGACGAGAUCCUGGUGUACCAGCAGGAGGACCCUUCAGUGACUCCUGAUCAGGUGGUUCUCCUUGUCAAGGAAGUUAUCAACAGGAGGUGUUCAGAGAUGGUCUCCAACAGCCGGACGUCCUCAACAGAAGCAGUGGCAGGCAGCGCCCCCCUCUCCCAGGGAUCUUCUGGGAUUGUGGAGUUGUAUGGUUCUGACGUAGAGCCACAGCCCAGCUCUGUGAAUUUCAUCGAAAACCCUCCAGAUCUCAACGAUUCGAACCAGGCUCAGGUGGAUGCUAACAUAGACCUUGUUAGCCCAGACAGCGGGUUGGCCACCAUCAGGAGCAGCCGUUCAUCCAAGGAGAGCUCAGUUUUCCUCAGUGAUGACAGCCCAGUGGGAGAAGGAGCUGGGCCUCACCACACCCUCCUCCCAGGGCUUGACUCCUACAGUCCCAUCCCCGAAGGUCCAGUAGCAGAAGAGAAUGCACGGUCCGGAGAACACAGUGAACACUUUGACCUCUUCAACUUUGACCCAGCACCCAUGGCUUCUGGGCAGUCCCAACCAUCUUCCCAUUCUGCAGACUACUCCCCGGCAGAUGACUUCUUCCCCAACAGUGAUUUGUCAGAAGGACAGCUCCCUGCUGGACCUAAAGGACUUGAUGGGACAGGGAUCAACAUGUCUAACCAUUCAUCCAGUUCUCUCUUGUCAGGUGCUGGCAAAGAUAGCCUUGCAGCAUUUGACGACGAGUUUGUUCCAAGACAAGAAAGUCCUGGAGAUAACUCUGAAAGAAAUUUGAGCCUGACAGGUUUUGUGGGAGAUGGUUCUCCUUCACCAGAAAGGCUAAAAAAUAUUGGAAAGAGGAUCCCACCAACACCCAGGAAUAGCUUUGUAGAAAGUUCACCAUCCACUGAAGAACCAGACUCACUCUAUCCAGAAGAUAUGGCCCAAAAAGCAAUCAACACAGGUCACACGGAGCCACCUCAGACCCGUGCACGGUGUCGCAGCUGGUGGGGUGGUUUGGAAAUUGACUCCAAAAAUAUUGCAGAUGCUUGGAGUUCCAGUGAACAGGAAUCUGUCUUCCAGAGCCCAGAAUCGUGGAAAGAUCAUAAGUCAAGCUCAGUUGAUAGGAGGGCCUCAGAUUCUGUAUUUCAACCAAAGAGUCUUGAAUUCCCAAAAUCAGGUCCCUGGGAGUCUGAAUUUGGUCCACCUAAACUGGGUAGCAAUGAUAAUCAAGAUCAAAAUGAGGAAAGCUUGCAGUUUCAGAACCUGCCCACAGAGAAAUCACAUUUGCCAGAUGUUCCUCAGGGAACAAACCACCUGAUAGAAGACUUUGCUGCUUUGUGGCAUUCUGGUCACUCCCCCACAGUGAUGCCUGGGCCGUGGGGAAAUCCUACAGAUGACAGUGAACCGGCAGCUGCAACCUCAUUCCCAGCCUGGAGUGCGUUUAGUAAAGAAGAUAAUGACGAAGCUUUAAAAAAUACCUGGAAUCUGCACCCCACGAGUGGUGAGACACCUUCUGUGAGGGACCCAAAUGAGUGGGCCAUGGCAAAAAGUGGGUUUUCUUUUUCUUCAGAAGAUCUACUGGACAAUUCACCCAGCGAAGCAAAUAACGAAGCAGUUCCACACAUGUGGGGCAAGAAGAACAAUGACUCUAGGGAUGAUGUCCUCGCAUCUGGAAAUCCCAGUUCGGAUCUGGCUCAUGCAUGGAAUAAUUCUAAGCCACCAAAGGAUGAUCAGAAUGGUUUAGUAGAUCCUAACACUAGAGGGAAGAUACAUGAAAAGGUAGAUUCCUGGAACCUUUUUGAGGAGAAUAUUAAGAAAAGAGGGUCAGAUGUCCUAGCUCCUUGGGAAGAUUCCUUCUUGUCCUAUAAAUGCUCUGAUUACAGUGCAUCCAACAUAGGGGAAGACUCAGUGCCUUCCCCCUUGGAUACCAACUACUCCACCUCCGACUCUUACACAUCACCAACAUUUGCUGCAGAUGACAAAGAGACUGAAAACAAGCCAUUUGCUAAAGAGGAAGCUUUUGAGGCAAAAGAUGCUAAUGCUACCACACGGGAAGCUGAAAUUCCUCCUCAGUCACCGCUGGAGCCACCUAGAAAUCGCAUCAGUUCAGAGCCUGGGAACCUAGACCUGAGGGCUUCACCUCGUGAAGGUAAUAGUUCUGACAUGAAUGCCGCUCUCGACCCAGAUAAAAAUUUACUCCAGACCGAGCACGCAGAUGGUCAGAGCGUCUCCGCAGAGGACGACGUAGGGGAAAGCAGCCAGUCCAGUUACGACGACCCCAGCAUGAUGCAGCUGUACAACGAGACCAACCGGCAGCUCACGCUCCUGCACAGCGGCACCAACGCGCGGCAGGCGGGCCCCGACACUCUGGACUCGUGGAACAGAGUGAUUCUGGAGGACACUCAGUCCACGGCGACGAUCUCGGAUAUGGACAAUGAUUUGGACUGGGACGACUGCAGCGGGGGUGUGGCGAUCACCAGGGACGGUCAAGAAGAAGGCUACGUGGUUGAAGGCUCCGAACUGGAAACCCGGUUUUCAGUGAGACAGCUGGAACCCUGGGGCACGGAGUAUCAGGAAGCCAGUCAGGCAGACUGGGAACCCCCUGGCUCUGCUGAGCACACCGAGGAUUCUGCUCCCAACAGGUACCGCACAGUGAGUGAGAAAAGUGGACAGCUGAUCGCGAACAGCAUUUGGGAUUCCGUGAUGAGAGAUAAAGACAUGUCGUCAUUCAUGUUACCGGACUCAUCAGAUAUGACAGAUUCAGAACAAAGCAGAUUAUGUCCUGAAACUCCCAGCCACGUAGCAAAUGUCAAGGACACUCACAACCCAGAUGUGCUAGAAGCCUCUGGAACCAGUGAGUCAGGAGCACUUACACCGUAUCUUGACCACCAGGACACACUGAGGGGGACCCUACAAAGUGAUACGGCGUCCUUGGUGACCAGGCUUGAGAAUCCAGGGCAUUUUGCAUGCUCAGAUCCGUGGAAAGGUCAUAGCUAUGGACAAAAUGAAAGUGAGAAGGAAGCCGGCGGAGCCACUGACAGGGGGCUCCUCAGCGAGGAGGAAGUGAUUGGCUCUGGGGUGGACAGCGUCUCCGGGAUUUCUGAAAAAGGGCAAAGUGACCAGGAACUCUCUUCUCCAGUGGCAUCUGAACCUCAAGAAAUCUACGCUGAACCAGGCAAAAUCAGCUCUCUUUCAGUCACUUUCAGUCCUCAAACUGAGGAACCAGAGGAAGCUUUAGAGUAUGAGAAGGAGUCUUUCAAUCUAGAUUCCUGUGAUGUGCAAACAGAGGUGUCCACAGACACCCUGCAGGCAAAAGAUGCCUAUGAAAAGUACCUCACAAGUCGUAGAAAUUCAGGUGGAACCACUGAGAUUUCAAGUAGGAUAAAUUUAACAAAAAAUUUAUCAUUACCUGAAAUGGACCUUUUGAAAAUGGAAGAAUGUAAUAUCCUAGAACCAGAGAGAGUGAACAAAGAGCCCCCUCAUGAAUUUCCCCAAAGCCUUGACAUUCGGGAUGGCCCUCUAGACAGGGAUGUGCAGGUGAGUUGCACAAGUCCUGAGAUAACUGAGAAUCUUGAAGUUAAGGGGACUGAAAACAGCCUUCCAGGAGCCAUUUCAUCUGGAAAUCAUGACAAAGACAGUAUUUCUAGUGAGUAUACUGGUUCAAGUACAUCAAGUCCUGACCUAGAUGAUUCUUCAGCUGUAUUGUCUUCCUGGGAGCAGCAACCCAGUACUGAGCAUCACAAAGAGAACCGAGAUAACUGCAGCGAGCACAAUUGCCAAGAAUCUGGACUAAUUACCACCACUGAUGGCCAAGCAGAAGUAACUACUGAAAUGAAGGAUUUAGAGGAAAACAAAAUGGAUGAGUUUGAUCACAAAGUUCCUAAAUUUUUAGAGAUUUGGAAUGACUCCAUUGAUGCUGACUCCUUAUCCUCUUUAUCCAGUCCUGAAACAGGUAAAUAUUCUGAAUAUUCAGGUGCACACGAGGAAAGAAAUCUAAUGGUUAGUCAUCAGGAGAAAGAUGAACGUGACAUUCCUGAAACUGUGCAGCCAGAGGUUGCCAAGGUCAUUUCAACCAGCUCAGGUUCUGAGGAUGAUGGUGUGGGUGGUGAAGAGUCAGUGGAGGCAGAGACCCAUCUGGCCAGUGGCCACGUUGCUCAGAGUGAACCCAGAGCCUGGGAUUCAUUGACUGAAUCUGAUAAGUUCUUGGCUACAGCUGAUCCCAAGUCUGAGGAAUUUUCUGACCACCUAGGCAGCCCAGAACCAGCUGAGAGUAAGUCAGACCUAUUCGGUGACAAUCAACAAAGCAGCCCUGAACACUGGAAUUUUUCACCACUAACGAAGGCUGAAAUACAGGCUACCAUAGUGGAGACGGAGACAAGAUCUUCUCCAGAAACAAGGAACACAGGAGAUGUCACAUGGCAACUAUCUCCCAAUGCUGAACCAAAGAAUGAAGAUAAUUCUAAAUUGGAGAUGCUGGGCUUCUCGGCUGAGAGCAGCGAGUGGUGGAAUGCCUCACCACAGGAAGGCGGACCAAUCGAGAGCGCAUUGGAAGGGGAACUGUCUGACUCAAGUGGUGUGUUAGAGAUAAAUUCCUCAGUACACCAGAAUGGGGGUCCCUGGGGUGUACCCAUCCAGGGUGAUUUCGAGUCCAUGGAAACACACUAUACUAACCCUUUCAGUGACAAACAUCAGUCACCCUUUCUGGAUGGUAAUGGGGAGAAGUCCUGUGAGCAGCUUUGGAACAUUCAACCGGGGCAGCCAGACCCAGAGGCUGAUCAGUUUAGCCAGCUUGUGAUAUUGGACCAAAUUCAAGAAAAGAACUCGAAAGAGCAAACCUUGAUGUCUUCUGCUGGCGAGGAACUCAGUUCUGAAAUGCCUACCCAAGAGCAGCAUCAGGGUGCCGUGCUGUCCGGCUGGGAUCACCUAGACCCAGCCCUGCCUCACCCCAAUGACAAUGGAUGUGUUGUAUCUAAUGUUUCAACUAUCGAGCGUCAGGAAACAAAUUGGCAGGAACAAGAACAAUCAAGCCUCGGUGAAAUGACGAAUUUGAGCAUUGCCACAGAAAAUUUCCCUGCUGUCGGUUCUCCCACUCAAUUGAUAAAGAAGUCAGGCUCUGGAUGGGAUGGCUCUAGCCCCAGUGAGGGCCCCCAAGGUAACUUUGUUCCAGAUAUUUUACCUGGCAACUUUCAAGAGGGUGGGCAACUGGCCUCAGCUUCACCUGACUUGUGGACGGAUGCUAAGCAGCCCUUCAGUUUGAAAGCAGAUGGGGAGAAUCCUGACCUACUAACUCACUGUGAGCACGACAACAUCUCUCAGGCUUCCCACAGCCCUGAUAUCUGUCAUGACUCUGAAGCGAAGCAGGAUUCUGAGCAGCACUUCAGUGCUUACGUGGGACCUGAUGUAGGGUCCAGUGAGCUUUAUCUCACUGAGCCAGAGAAGGAUGAAGAGCCCAGUCAGGAGCCUGGGCAGGAAUUUGUCCCCUACAAUUCUGAACUCUAUUCUGAAAAUGCAAUUCCACUGCCUCCGAUUGGCAAUCAAACAGACAUAAACGGCUCCUCCCAGCCUGCUUCUCAGAGAUGUUCUCCUGAACCUUCUGAAAUAGAUGGUGACAACAGUACAGGUUUAAAAGCAUCAGAAAAAGGAACCAGCCCAGAUCUAGCACCAGUUUUGGAACUUGUUGAUGGAACAACCCCAAGGAUGGAAAAUAUGGUGACUAGCAUUUUUGUAACUCACCAAGAGACAACUGUGGAAGGAAAUGCUUUUGGGGUAUCAGAAGGCUUGUCUCCUGAGAGUCAGACAGGUGCAGGGGCCUUGUCUGACAGCGAGCCACCUUUUGCCUCUGAGAAUCCUGCCACAGUUACUGAUGCGUUGCUAGCCUCAGACACCUGUCUGGACGUAAGCGAAGCUGCCUUUGAUCACAGUUUCAGCGAUGCCUCUGGUCUCAACACAUCCACAGGAACGAUAGAUGACAUGAGUAAACUGACAUUGUCAGAAGGCCAUCCUGAGACACCAAUUGAUGGGGACCUUGGGAAGCAAGAUAUCUGUUCAUCUGAAGCCUCGUGGGGUGAUUUUGAGUGUGAAGUAAUGGGCCAGAAUAUCGAUGAAGACUUAAUGAAAGAGCCUGAACACUUCUGCUAUGGUGGUGACCCUCCUUUGGAGGAGGAUGCUCUGAAGCGGUCGCUGGCACCAUACACACCUCCCUUUGAUUUGUCCUAUCUCACAGAACCUACCCAUGGUGCUGAAACAGCAGAGGAAGCUGGGUCUCCAGAGGAUGAGUCUCUGGGGAGCAAGGCAGCAGAUAUAGUGCUUUCUGCCCUUCCUGAUCGACAAAAUGAGGGAAACCAUGCUCAGCCCCAAACCAGACAGCCUGGACCCCAGCUGGUUGUGCUGCACAUUGAUGAAGACCCUGAGUCCGUUCCUUUACCUGAAGAAGCAGGCUCCAGUAUUUUGUCUCCAUCAAACAUUGACUGGGAAGUAGAAACAGAUUAUUCUGAUUCACCAGCAGGUGGAGACAUAGGAUCACCAAAUGGUGCUAGCAAGGAAAUAUUAGAGUUGGACGAAGAAAAAAUAAUUCCUACCAAAGAGCCUGAGCAGAUAAAAUUCAAAUACAAGGAGGAAAGAUGCACGGAGAAGUAUGAAGAUCCUCAUGUACUCCACAUGGAUUACAUACUUGUAAACCAUGAAGAAAAUUCACCCCUGAAGCCAGAGGCCUGUGAAGCAAGAGAAAGCAUAUCUGAAUUAGAAGAAUCAUACAUAAGUUCUGAAAAAACGGGGCUGCCGGGAACUCAAUCAGCAAGCCUCCCAGAUGCAUGUCAGCCUGCUUCCCUAAAUGAAAGAAAAGAUCAUUCUGCAGAGAGAAUGUCUUCCAAAGAUGACAGGAGAUCAUUGAGAUCAUCUCUUGAGAGCCCUGUGCAAGAUCAGAGUUGGAUGGUCUUGGGCCAUAGUGAGGUUAGCGAUCCAUCGUUGGAAGAAGCCAGGGACUCAGGGCCUGGAUGGCCUGGCAAGACUGUGGAGCCAUUCUCUGAUCUCAGCAUGAACAACGGUCCCCAGAUGCAGGUUCUGGAGGAAAUAAAGCCUCUAGAAUCUUUAGCACUAGAGGAAGCUUCUGGUCUGAUCAGCCAAUCACGGAGGAACAAGAGCCAAGGCUGGGUCAGCCCGGAUGCAGUGACAUUGCAGGCUGUUGCCCAUGACAAUGAAUGGGAAAUGCUUUCACCACAGCCUUCUCAGAAAAACGUGAUCCCUGACAUGGAAGUGGAGGAGGAGACAGAGUUCCUUGAGCCCAGAACCAGGAAACCAAGAUCAAAUGGACUACUGUCAGAGGAUGUAGGAAUGGACAUCCCCUUUGAGGAGGGAAUGCUGAGUCCCGGUGAUGCAGACAUGAGGCCUGAACCUCCUAACUCUCUGGAUCUUAAUGGCACUCAUCCUCGGAGAAUCAAGCUCACAGCCCCAAAUAUCAAUCUUUCUUUGGACCAAAGUGAAGGAUCUAUUCUCUCUGAUGAUAACCUGGACAGUCCGGAUGAAAUUGAUAUCAAUGUGGAUGAACUCGACACCCCUGAUGAAGCCGAUUCUUUUGAGUACACUGGCCAUGAAGAUCCUACCACCAACAAAGAUUCUGGCCAGGAGUCAGAGUCUAUUCCAGAAUACACAGCCGCAGAGGAACGAGAGGACAACCGGCUGUGGAGGACAGUGGUGAUUGGAGAGCAAGAGCAGCGGAUUGACAUGAAGGUCAUCGAGCCCUACAGGAGGGUCAUUUCUCACGGAGGAUACUAUGGGGACGGUCUAAAUGCCAUCAUUGUGUUUGCCGCCUGUUUUCUGCCAGACAGCAGUCGGGCGGAUUACCACUAUGUCAUGGAAAAUCUUUUCCUAUAUGUAAUAAGUACUUUAGAGUUGAUGGUGGCUGAAGACUAUAUGAUUGUGUACUUGAAUGGCGCAACCCCAAGACGCAAGAUGCCUGGGCUAGGCUGGAUGAAGAAAUGCUACCAGAUGAUUGAUAGACGGUUACGGAAGAAUUUGAAGUCAUUCAUCAUUGUUCAUCCAUCCUGGUUCAUCAGAACAAUCCUUGCAGUGACACGACCCUUUAUAAGUUCAAAAUUCAGCAGUAAAAUUAAAUAUGUCAGUAGCUUAUCAGAACUCAGUGGGCUGAUCCCAAUGGAUUGCAUCCACAUUCCAGAGAGCAUCAUCAAACUGGAUGAAGAACUGAGAGAAGCAUCAGAAUCAGCUAAAACUAGCUGCCUUUACAAUGAUCCAGAAAUGUCUUCUAUGGAGAAGGAUAUUGACUUGAAGCUGAAAGAAAAGCCCUAGUUGGCCAUGCUGGAAGAGAAGGAUGCCUUUCUGCUUCGUGGGUCUGUUGAAAAAUAUCUACCUGGAAGAGACAGGGCUGAUGUUACCUUUUUCCACUUUGCACUACCUGGUGCCAUUCUAAAUUUCUAAGGGGUAAAAUAGGAAGUGAAUUUGUUUACUUUUAACAUGUUUUAUGAAAUUGUGUGUCCUUCCCUAUUUUGCCAAUUAUGUGCCUCAAAGACUUUAGUUGAACCUUAGCAAGAAAGUAGGACGUUCCACUUCAAUAUUUCACUAACACUUGGUGCAGUGGUAUUUCAUCCCUUAGACCAGUGUUUACCAGUAAGCUACCUUUAAUCCAUGUUUGGUGUGAGUGGAUACGUUUCCAUAGAUUAGCUGGAUUUCUCCUUGGUAAUUGUCUUAGGUUUAAAGUACACAGGGCUCAACUCUCCCCGGGAAAGUUGCCGCCAUGUAACUCUACUUAAAAAUCCUAAGCCUGCUUAGGGCAGCCACAAACCAGACACCAGUGUGAAACCAUCAUCCUCUAAGUACUCACUUUGUUCUUGCUCAUGUGAAUCUCUUUUAAUCUCUCAAAGGGAAGCCAGGCUUUUGAACUCACAUCAAUUUUAUUUUAGUUAUCAAGUUGGGCAUCAUGUUUUAUGUGAAUUGGUCUUUUUUAAAAAAAAUCAUCAUUUCUCCAAUGAAUGUUGAUGACCUCCACAUUGCAAAAACCUAAGGAUCAGUGUCGCAUGUUUGGUAUCUGUCUCCCUUUCAGGCCAUAAACUUUGCUCAAGAUGUUACAUUUUAAGUGCCAAGAACUCAGUGUAAGGUGGCCUACUCAAAAAUUAUUUGGUAACAUUCAGUUCUCCGAAUUUCUCUAUCAUAUGUAUUAUAAAAGGAGAUCUGUUUUAAACACUCUAAUCAGAUUAUAGGCUUAAAAAUAAAUUCAAGUUUGUACUAUCACUUACAAGAUAUUUUCAUAUGCCCUUUAACAAUGCCAACAUGAUUUCAGAUCUGUAGAUCUCUAGUGGAGGGGCUGGCA